Molecule: messenger RNA, 6338 nt
Organism: Gracilinanus agilis (Agile Gracile Mouse Opossum)
Lineage: Eukaryota; Metazoa; Chordata; Mammalia; Didelphimorphia; Didelphidae
Gene: AVL9
Product: AVL9 cell migration associated
Exons: 16
Coding region: 1-1944 (647 amino acids)
Cellular component (GO): cytoplasm
Source: RefSeq, a predicted model, not a curated record
AUGGAGAAGGCCGGGGGGCGCGGCGGCGGCCCGCGGGGGCCCGUGCUGCACAUCGUGGUGGUGGGCUUCCACCACAAGAAGGGCUGCCAGGUUGAAUUCUCGUAUCCUCCCCUGAUUGCAGGAGAAGGACAUGACAGCAACACUUUACCUGAAGAGUGGAAGUAUUUACCUUUCCUUGCUUUGCCAGAUGGAGCCCACAACUAUCAGGAAGAUACCGUGUUUUUCCACCUGCCUCCCAGAAAUGGAAAUGGAAUGACAGUUUAUGGUGUCUCUUGUUACAGACAGAUUGAAGCCAAGGCACUCAAAGUAAGGCAAGCAGAUGUAACCAGAGAAACUGUCCAGAAAAGUGUCUGUGUUCUAAGCCAGCUGCCUCUCUAUGGUUUACUCCAAGCAAAACUUCAGCUCAUUACCCACGCCUAUUUUGAAGAGAAGGAUUUUUCCCAAAUUUCCAUCCUAAAGGAACUCUAUGAGCAUAUGAAUAGUUCCUUGGGAGGAGCUUCCAUAGAAGGGUCCCAGGUAUACCUUGGUCUUUCUCCACGAGAUCUGGUCCUUCAGUUUCGUCACAAGGUCUUAAUCCUAUUUAAGCUGAUUCUUCUGGAGAAAAAGGUUCUGUUUUAUAUUUCUCCAGUGAAUAGAUUGGUAGGUGCACUAAUGACCGUAUUAUCCCUUUUUCCAGGUAUGAUUGAACACGGCCUCCGGGACUGCUCCCAGUACAGGCCCCGAAAGAGUCAUUCUGAGGAUGCUGGACUCCACCAAGCUACCCCUCCUGCAGAUGACUUUGUUUCUAGGGCUGCAUCUGACAUUUCAAGUACAAAUUCAGGAAAUGACAAGAAAAAGGUAUCUGGAAACCAUGGAGGGGAUGCCUCCAAAGCAGAUGGGAUCAUCUCCCAAACAGAAAAGGAUGUCAGCAAUCAUCAAGCAUCCAAUGGCCCUGGACAGUCUUUGACACUUUCUGCCAAUGUGACACCUGAGACAUCAGAAAAUGAAUGGGAGACCCUGGACUCUGGGGUCUUAGAGGGCACUAGCUUGAAAGGAAUUGAGCAGGUGGAUGCUAAACAGAUAAACUUCCUUCCAAGUGACCACGUGCCCUCAGAAAGCCCCCCAAUUACCGUGCAACCUCAAGCUAACCUGGGCCAGGUGGUGUUUGUGCCAGGCCUCAUCUCUGGUUUGGAAGAGGACCAAUAUGGCAUGCCAUUAGCCAUCUUCACCAAGGGCUAUCUCUGUCUGCCAUACAUGGCAUUGCAGCAACAUCACCUUCUCUCUGACGUCACUGUCCGAGGAUUUGUUGCAGGGGCGACCAACGUUCUUUUUCGGCAGCAGAAACACCUCAGUGAUGCCGUUGUAGAAGUAGAAGAAGCAGCUGUUCACAUCCAUGACCCAGAGCUGAGGAAAAUUCUGAGCCCAACCACGGCCGACCUGAGGUUUGCUGACCAUUUGGUGAAGCAUGUGACUGAGAACAGGGACGACGUGUUCCUGGACGGGACGGGUUGGGAGGGAGGCGACGAGUGGAUCCGGGCACAGUUUGCUGUCUACGUCCAUGCCCUACUUGCAGCCUCACUGCAGUUAGAUAAUGAAAAGAUGCUCUCAGACUAUGGGACAACCUUUGUAGCAGCUUGGAAGAAUACACACAAUUAUAGGGUCUGGAACAGCAACCGACAUCCGGCUCUGGCAGAAAUAAACCCAAACCAUCCCUUUCAGGGCCAGUAUUCGGUGUCAGACGUGAAGUUGCGAUUCUCACACUCUGUCCAGAACAGUGAACGAGGCAAAAAGAUCGGGAACGCCAUGGUCACGACAAGUCGGAACGUCGUACAGACUGGAAAAGCUGUUGGCCAGUCUGUUGGUGGAGCAUUGUCCAGUGCAAGGACGGCCAUGUCCUUGUGGCUUUCCACUUUGACCCAGUCGGCCACGCCAGGGCUCCCAGAUCCACCAGAUGACAAACACUGAGAGCUGUGGCCGGAGCCUGCUGGGAGACCGGAUCUGUCUGCAACCUUCAGGUCACUAGAUCUGUACACGGGGGACCAGUGCUGGACUGUGGAGCGGCCCAUGUAGUCACCGGUUAUUUUCUGUGUGUUUUUAAUACACGUGUUGCCCAAUUUGAGUGUCUAGGGAAUGGCCAGUAUGCGGUUGCUAUCCAGAAUGUUGAUGCACAUUGACUACUUUUAUUUAAUCUGAGCCUUUCUAGGAAAUGGACCAACUGAUGGUUUGGAUUUCCUGAUUUUGUACAUUUAUUUGUCUACAGAAGUUGCUUAUGUAAAUUAUAGUUAUUUUUUGCCUUUUGGAUAGCCAAAUGCAUAUUAUAAUUUGUCCAUUAAAAAUAAUAAUAUAUAUAUCAGUUCCUCUCAAAUUGGGCCCAUAAUUGUUACCUGGCCCUUGGCUUUAUACGUUUUGAGCCCUUUGCUGGUGGACUUGGUUUUUUCUAUUUUAUUCUAUUCUAAAUUAAUUUGAGCAGAACUAUAGAUUCAUCCUUACAGGAGAUGUAUAAAUUCGGUCUUUUACCCCCACCACGUCCUUUCCUUCUCCCAACAUAAUCACACUCAGAGGUAAUGGUGGGGGAAGGUGAGGCUUUGGAAGUUGACCAUCUAAUCUUCAAUCAUGGGUGCCCACCCCUGCCUGCCCUCCAGCCCCCUUGCCUUUUCCUAGUUCUGUCUCAGAAGGUAAGAGAAGGCAAGGCUACAAUUUGACGGUUGGAACUGGGCCGGGGCUAUUGGAAACUACUGUUUGCCCCAGGCUGUGUUUUUCAAGCUUUCUGCUAUUGGUGUCCGCCUGACCCUGGCCAUUUAGAAUCUUUUAGAUAUACUGAUGUAUGGCUGAACUCCAUGCCUUCUGCUUUCUCCCUUCCUCCCCAACUGAAAGUCAUCCUCCUCGAUGUGUGUUCAAGAGAACAAAGACUCUGUGUAAAGUAGGAAUACCCUGUCAGGGCAAAUUUGAAUAAUGUUGAUGUUAAAGGGACAGUGAGGGAGCUGGGGGACCAUCAGAAGGCUUCAGGUUUGUGCAGAGGCAUGUGAAAUACUCUGCUUGCCUCUAAAGGCUUCCCAUCAUCUCGUCCCCUUUCUGACUGGCCAAAGGGCUCUGGGAGAAGUGUUCUUGGGGACCAGUUCAACAUUUUAGUAAGCCACCCCUUUUGUAUUUGUACAAGAGUGAAGUCCUAACCCAGCUUGUGGCAUGAGAUCCUGGGAGAAGCUCUUUCCUAGCCCUCCAUCUAAAAAAGCCAUUGGACUUCUCAGUUCCUCAGCAUCAAAUGCUUUUAUGAAGAUAUUGCCUCUCAAGGAGCCUGGACCCUUGCCGUCCUCUCCAAACACUCCAUCGGGGCCAGGGCCAUACUUCCUGCCCCUCUCCUACUUGAUUACAGGAACAGACUCCAGGGUUGUGGACGGUGAUCGAUGAAGGGAAUAGGAGCAUCCCAGCCCCCCUCUAGGAUUAGUGCCGAGGUGUCUUGCUUCCACUCCUCAGACCUGGUAGGGAACAACCACUUGGCCACCCGUGUUCUUCUCCCAGAAGAUUGUGUGAAGGGAAAGCUGUGCCAUUCCCCAAGAAGCUACGAAGUCAGUUCGGCGCUGAGACUCCUCUAGUGUUUGCCCUGGAAACACGGUCCUUCCCAAGUCCCUACCCCAAGCUGGGAGUUUCAGGAGCGAUCUGUCAUCACCCCUUAAAAUACUGCACAUUCACCCUAGGCCAGAGCUCGGGGAAGGGUCAGAGAGCUGCGGCUCUUUUGUCCAAAGAACUGCCAUGAGGUGGAAGAAGUCACAGGCCUCCUGACUACCCAGGAGUGACAAGCCCAUUCUGCAGCUGAGCUAGGCUAGAAGGAGCCCAACUUGCGUGGAAAUAUGCACCUCAGAUGCACUUUCCAUUAGCAUUUCAGUGCAGAAAACUUCAACUCUUUGAAGAAAAGACCAUCAGUGAAUAGACUGAACAUGAUCCAUGAACAGAGGAGGAGGUGUGGGGCUGAGUGGAGACCCUGGCUCUGCCCUUCUGCAACUCGUGUCCUCAUGGGGCUUCUAGGCACCUCAAGAAAGAAGGUGGCACAGAAAUAGAUAACAGCUCAAGACUAGUUUCCAGCAAAGGCCUCUUUUUGUGGCCAUUUCAUCCUUAGCCAAGGAAUGCAUUUUUCCCGUGGAUCGUUGGUGGUCUAGCAGGGAACCAGGUGGCAGGGGGUCCAGAUUCUGGCCUGGGGACCGGCUUUAGAAGUGUAUGACUGGCGCAGCACUCUCCCACAUCCGCCCGUGCCCUCUGGCCAUCUUUUUGCCACAGUGACAGUAAAGUUGGGAGGUUUAAGGGCAUGCAUUGAAGACUGGCCAGAAGUGCACACAGAUGGUGGACUUUAUUUAAAAGCUCCAGAAAUGAGCCUCCCCAUCCAGCCACUGGGCAGGAGUGCACACCCUUUCUCCAUCUUCAAGCGGUCCCCAUACGGACACUGGUGGCGCAGGGUCUGAGAAAACAUUGCUUUUCAUUCCAUAUAGACCCCUUCGUAGUGAGGAUUAUGUCAACUGGCAUAUGUGUUGGGAGAGGCCAAGUGGUGCCACACCAGAAAGAAGAUAACACUCAAAUGAAGGCUGAUCAUCAUUUUGUAGAAUCUACAGCGACUCCCCCCCACACAAGACAUCCUAUAAUCAUCACCUGCAUGUAUCUGCAUAUUCGGUAGAAUUCUGCCCCUUCCCUCAUCCGACUUGUCAGCUCCUCAGACUAAGAUCAUUCAUAGACUCCUUUUGCUUAAAAAAAAAAAACCACUUCUUUAAAGCAACAACCAUACAGCAGUGGCAUACUUUGAGGGGAAGCUGAGCCCCAGGAUCCCAUGUUUCACAAGGAAAUCCGUGUUCACAACUAUUCGGAUGAUGUUCUUCUUGUGGUGGCGUCCAAGGGGUUAGGAAGGGGAGACUCCUGGGAUCAGCAAGGAGCCCCUCCAUCCAGGCUGAAAGAAAGGUUUGUAGGCUCCUGGUCUAGACUAUGGAGAGCAGCAUCUCAUCCUCGGUUAAUGACCUGAGAGUUGAAGGUUUCCAGUGAAGAGACGCUGUUCUCCGCGAGUAGCCAGGCGUGUGGGAAGGGGUGGUUUGUAGUAAAUGGGACAAGCGGUGGGCAAGACUGAGAGCGUCCGGCCAGAGGUGUGUUUCUUCAGCAGCCCUGCAUGAACCUGGUACACCAGAGUCCUUCAUCCCCUGGCCCUGUCCUUUGGGGAUCGAUGUCCCUGAGGCUUGUGGGACACCUGCACGUGGUUGGGAUGGCGCAGCAUAGAAGCUGGUCCCUGGUCAGACAGUGCAGGGGGAGACGGGACAACAGCCCCCCCCCCCCACUCUGGUUGGUUUCUCUGAGUUUGCUGGUAGCUUCCGUGGGUUAGGUUGGGGGCAGAGGGCAGGCCUGCAUUUUUUUAGUGUUCUAAUCCUUUGUUAGAUCCUGUCUGUCCUACCCGGUCCUCUUGGGGGGGAGCCACAGAUGUAGCCCCUAACUCUCAGCUUUCACUACAGGAAGGCAGGAAUGGGAGUUUCUCCUUCAAAAUCUUCUGACGUGGAACCUGGAAAGGUUCUUCUCACCAGGUCCGACCCUCUGUAAGUAGCCAUCAAGGACAGUAAAGAGAAAUAAAGAUGGAGUUUCUUAGCAUGCCAGGAGCCGUGUUUUACAAAGGACUUGCUGAUGCCAUCAUGAUGCCGGUUCCACAUCGGAAUCCUCCAAAACAAGCUACAGGCAUGCCUAGAAACUGGUACAUUUCCUCAAAUAUGAAUGCGUUUGGAUUUUGCAGAACCGCUUUCAAGUUUGCCUUUUUCCUUGCUGGUUAAAGAAGGGAGGCUCAAUUGGAAUCAUGUAAAUGGGGCACCGUCUACUCGGUUCCUUUCCAGCUUCCACUGUCCUCUGCCCUCUCUCGUGUGUACUGUGAGCUUUUCAGAAUUUUUUUUUUUUUUUUUACUGUAGGAUAACCCCAGGCUGAUGCUGGGGUGGCAAAACAUGAUUGAAUGUCUCCAAAGACUUCCAUGUUUGGAGGCCCAUUUUACACGCUGUUCUUGAACCAUUUUGGUGUUUUACAGCUGGACCAAUCGGAUUAGAAAAUCAGACUGUCCACGCUGGUGAUUCCCCGGCUGCUGUGUCCAAGGCCCAGAGAAAGGGGAGAUGAAUUAAAGAGGAGGUGAAGCUUUUAGUGGUUUGAGGCAGAUGGGACAUAGCCCAGGAGGGUCUGUAGGUCCCGGAGAUGGGUCUCCCUUCAGUAGUGAGCUUAUCAUUUGAGCGCAGGCUCGUAAAAAUGUCUUCAAACUGUAAAUCACAUUGUCUAAUCAUGCCAACUUGUGAAGCCCCCGGGGCAUCUUUUUAUUCUUUCAAAACCGAAUAAAAUCGCAGUGUUCCUGCCCUGCCUUCAC